Messenger RNA from Acanthosepion pharaonis, 648 nucleotides. The record is from the annotation of a GenBank genome assembly. NCBI's taxonomy places the organism in Eukaryota, Metazoa, Mollusca, Cephalopoda, Sepiida, Sepiidae.
AUGGGUCAUUUGCCGUCCCGUAAGGAACGUCGGAUUCUGUUGAAAGGUUUCGAGGCCAGUAAAGUGAUUCCGAUCAGCAGAGUGGAGAAAGAAAUCGAACUGCUGUCCAGCAAGGAGGAGCAGACGAUGCAGCAAGUAGAACAUUUUGUGCAGCAGCUCAAACAUAAAGUCAUGAAACAUGAACGGAAACAACGCCAAAACGAGAUGAAGAAAAAUGAACAUCAUCGUUUCGGCAGUCGACUGGUUAAGGGUGAUGAUGGUUGUUCGCUGACUGAGGCCUUUUCUUCUUUCUGUUUCUUUCUGUCGAAAUUCUCUCAAAUCUCUUUCAUUAAUCUUCUCAACAUAAGCACUCUAACGAUGAGACCGCCAACUCUCUCAGAACUCUACCUCAUCUUAUCUCUAUCUAGACGUUCCCCUCUCUCUCCCCUUCCUCUUCUAUCUCUUUGCACCCCCUCUCUAAUUAACCAUACAUUUAGUAUCUCUUUACUUCCCUCUCUCACCUUUCUUAUCCAUUUUUCUUUCUCGCUAGCUCUCCUUCUCUUCACUUCCCCCCUCCCAUUAACAACCUCCAUCGCUCUACCUCCCUUUUCUCUACUGACUCUUUCUCCUUACUCUCCCUUUUUUUCCUCUACGUCUUCUUUCCUUUAA